This is a messenger RNA of Schistosoma turkestanicum, 1683 nucleotides long. The record is from the annotation of a GenBank genome assembly. Lineage: Eukaryota; Metazoa; Platyhelminthes; Trematoda; Strigeidida; Schistosomatidae.
ACAUCGAUUACUUCACUGUUUUCAUUUUCAGUAUCUGAUAUAUAUAUAUAUCUCCAGCAAGUCUUGGUUUCCCAUUCCCAUUAACCGAAUACAGUGAAAACUAUAGUUGGUAAAAUUCAACCUAGUUAAUUGACUCAAAUGGAUUUGAUUUCUGAUGUAUUACGCAUAAAAUUGAGAGGAAAUCAACAUCGCCUUCUUUAUUUUGACGAAGAGUUGAAAUAUUUACAGAACAUUAUCACAUCGACAGUUUUAAAAGGUGAAAGUAGCUCCAUACUGAUAAUUGGUAGAAGAGGUGUUGGCAAACAUCAUCUAAUCAAAGAAGCAAUAAAGAAAGCAAAAGAAAACCCAAAUAUUGGCUCUGGGAUUUCUGAAGUUUACUUAAACGGUUUGAUUCAUACAGAUGACCGUUCUUCUAUGAAAUCAUUAGCAAAACAGUUACAUAAUGAAGCUCUACUAGAUAAUCUCGUUGGUCAAUCAGACAAUAAUCCAACUUCUGAUUUUCAUAAUAGUAUAAAAAGUUUGCCUUUCUCUCAACAACUCAAUUUAUUUUUAAAUGAGGUCCAUCGAAACCAUGGAACUCGAAAAGCUGUUCUAGUUGUCCUGAGUGAAUUUGAUCUUUUUGCUUUACAUCAUAAUCAGUUAUUGUUGUAUAAUUUAUUCGAUUGUUGUCAAUCUCCGGAAUCUCGUAUUUGUGUUAUUGGACUAACAUGUCGUUUAGAUAUUAUGGAAUUAUUAGAAAAACGAGUUAAAUCAAGAUUUUCACAUCGUCAAAUUUAUCUUACAUCACCUGCAGCACCAAUUAAGAAUACCGAUUCUUAUGCAUCUGACGACAAUACUAACAAUAAUAAUACAAGAUCUAAACCAUUUAAACAAUUUUGUGAAAUUUGUAAACAUCUAUUAAGUGUUGAUAUUAAUGAUUUGCCAUCAUACUUACCAUCCUUGUUGUGUAAAUCCAAAUCGAAAGAGUAUCAUGACUUAGAGUUAUUAAUUAUCUCGUGGAAUAACCAUAUUGACAAAUUAAUGCAUGAUGAAAUUGUUAUUGAUUCAUUAAGACAAGCAUGGUCUAUUUCAGUGAGCAUUAGACGAUUAAUCAAUUUGUUGAUUCCAAUAGUCGCUUCACUUGGACCUGAACACGAUCGAAUUGAACCAGUACAAUUCAUAGAAUCUUUGUGUACAUUACAACAAGAUUCAAAGCUCACUGCUCUAAAAGGUUGUUCCGUAUUGGAGCUAUUUUUGAUUACUGCUAUGGUCAAGCUUCAAGAUAGGAAUGAUGGAAAACCGGUUAAUUUUGAGAGUUUGUAUUCUGAAUAUUUAAAGUUUUGUCGUUCCAGUUGUCCAAGUCAUAUAUAUGAUAAACCGGUUAUUAUGAAAGCAUUAGACAAUUUAAUCGAUUUCGAACUGAUUAUAUCUGGUAAAGCUGCAAUCACUGCAUCUUCUAGUUUAUCCACUGCUGGAUCUAACUGUAAAACUAGUUGGAGUUCAUCGUCUGUUUUACCAAAUUAUCGUCCAUUAUUUUGUUAUGUAGACAAUGAUAUUCUCACUGCUUGUUUAGAUACUUAUCCAAAUUGUCCAGUUGAAUUGCGGCAUUGGAUACAUUCAAGAACGUUUUGAUUGAUUUCUGUUAUUUUGUUUUCACAUCCUUUUCUUCUAAGAUGAUACUGAAGUGCAGUUGUACAAAUCCAU